GAGGACGGACGCUUCCUGCGGAUACUCGUUUUAUCAAAACACCAUGGAGAAAUUUCGAAGCGCUUCUGUUCCUCAUAUUAAGUUUGAAUCACCAAGAAAACCGUUUCCACAUUUUUCGUUUCAUACCCGUGUUAUGCAAUGUGGUUGGAAACACAGUGGUAAAUUCGCUUUACUUUUCUCAGCUCUUGUUAUCCUAUCCAUUUUACUUCCUUAUACAUUCGCUUUGAUAGCUGGAAAUGUUAGACCUCUACUGCCACUAAUCAGGCAAAGUGAUUCUGAUAUCACUCAGAGUGGAAUUUGCAGUGUUGCUUUGUAUAUUAUAGCUGUUAUUGGAAGUAUUAUGAUCUCCGUUCGUUACGUUCACGUAUCUAGUCAAAAUGAAGCACGAAAUUGGCGGCUAAAUAUACUGAACAAGUUAGGACUGUCGAUAGGAUUUGUUUCGUUUACAGGACUUAUAAUCGUUGCAGCUUUUCCAGUUAAUAUGGAUCUAGGAAAAAAUGAUUUAUGGGAUCCUUCAGUGCUUAUUGCACCUUUGAUGGGUGCAUUCUUUGCUUUCUUUUUUGGCGCCUUGUACAUGCUGUUCCAAACGGCCAUCUCUCUCUUUUUCUAUGAAGGAAAUGGUCGAAUCGUUAUGAUUCGAUUUAUACUUUUUAUGGUGUGUUCAAUAUGUUUUGCGACAUCUACUUUAAGCACGAUGUUCGGAAACAAGAAGACAGCUUCUGACAAUAUUUAUAUGCAGACUGAUAUUAUGAUGAAGUUUGUAAUGGAACCUAAUGUAUUGAGCAGUUUGUGUGAAUGGUUGAUGGUACUUUUCUUCGCUGUGUACUUUCUGACCUUUAUUAGAGAGAGUGAAUCCAUAUCUGUAGCUAUCACCUUCAGGCAUUUCAUUACGGGACGACGGAUUUCUUUAGCUUCUCUCACCAACAUGAGCAAAAUAUAGAAAAUUUCGUUUUUCAGCUCAUAAAGAAGAUUGUUUGUGAUACCCAAGUUUGUCUUGAUCUUGAAGAGUCCUUUUCUUUAUCUGAAUUUGAUGUACUAUGCAAUUCGUGUAAAUGGUUGAUGAUACUUUUCUUCGCUGUAUUUGACAUUCGUUUGAGAGCAUUAAAUUGCCAUCACUUUCAGGCAUUUGAUAACGGGGCGAUGGAUCUCUCGAUCUGCAUCCACCAACAUGAGCAAAAUAUAGAAAACUGCAUUUCCAGCUAAUGAAAAAAUAAUUUGAUGCUCAAGUUUGUCUGGCUCUUGACGCGUAAUAGAUUAUGCCUGAAUUACACACUCAAGACUUUUAUUGAGUUCAUGAAAAUUUUCAAGUUAUUUGCCUUGAAUAGUUGCUCUUGAAUCAUGAUUUAUUCGCCAUGAAUCAUUUAUAUUAUUUUCAUGAAGGUGCCAAUCGCGUUUUUCUUUUGCUUUGUUAAAUGUCCAAUGCAAUUUAUUUUCGUACAAAUUUUGAUACGCGUUAGAAAUUUUGGAUUUUUUUUACAUGGCUUAUUGCUUUUUUAUAUGCCAAAAUGUCGUAAGUAUAUUUUGUAAAAUGGUUAUAAGUAUAAGCUUUUUCAUUUAAUCGCUUAGAGACAAUUUGUUUUCUACCGAAGGAAAAUGCUCCAAAAACUAAUGUACAAAGUCUAUUCGCUUACAGAAUUUCAUCAUUUUAUUGUUGAUCAACGGAAAUUUUACAACCGAAUCGUCUCGUGCAAUUAUGUUUAUUCAUUCUUAGAGUAUAAGUUUGAAUUUUCUGUAAACGAAGAACAUUCAAGAUAAAUAAUCUAACUUUCUAUUCCAAGAGAAAUAUUCUGAUUUUUAAAAAAAGAGUGAAUGAGUCUGCCUUUUAACAUAUUAACUGCUGUCCGUUUAUAUAAUAGACAAGUUUUCUGCAAUCGAAAAUUAA
This is a messenger RNA of Argiope bruennichi, 1882 nucleotides long. Its product is annotated as DNA damage-regulated autophagy modulator protein 1-like. The transcript has 8 exons. The record is from RefSeq and is a predicted model, not a curated record. The coding region runs from base 44 to 940 and encodes 298 amino acids. Lineage: Eukaryota; Metazoa; Arthropoda; Arachnida; Araneae; Araneidae.